This is a messenger RNA of Nymphalis io (European peacock), 1203 nucleotides long. It is a transcript of the gene mRpL22, whose product is annotated as 39S ribosomal protein L22, mitochondrial. The record is from RefSeq and is a predicted model, not a curated record. Gene Ontology annotation, molecular function: structural constituent of ribosome. The coding region runs from base 95 to 709 and encodes 204 amino acids. Gene Ontology annotation, biological process: translation; ribosome assembly. Lineage: Eukaryota; Metazoa; Arthropoda; Insecta; Lepidoptera; Nymphalidae. The transcript has 3 exons. Gene Ontology annotation, cellular component: ribosome; mitochondrial large ribosomal subunit.
GGACUGUCACCUGUACAAGUACAUCAGUUUCAUCACUGCUCGAUCUACUUUAAAUAAUGUUUUUUAAUUUUCUAUUCUAAAUAACCUUAGAAUCAUGAAUCGCAUUUGUCCUAAUAUUUGUAAAGUCGAACUAUACUUCAACUUUAUUAAAAGUAACCUGCAUACUACUGGACCACAGCAAGCAUGGGCAAAGUCAGAUUUACCCAAGUCAUUUUUAACCUUUAAUAAAAAAAUAUAUCCUCCUCAACAAAUCGGAGAAGAACCUAGACCUGCUUUUGUAUGUCAUCAAAAAACAAAUAUUAAAUACAGUCCAGAAAAACUUUGGUAUGUUGCUUCUUUAGUUCGAGGAAUGACAGUUGAUGAAGCUGUCAAACAACUUAGCUUUGUAAACAAAAAGGGGGCAGUUUAUGUUAAAGAAGCUAUUCUAGAAGCACAAAAAUUAGCAGUAUCUGAACAUAAUGUUGAAUUUAAAAGCAAUCUCUGGAUAGCUGAAUCAUUCUCUGGGAAAGGAAUGGUAGUAAAGGGUAUCAGAAGACAUGCUAGAGGAAGAAUUGGUGAAGUAAGGUAUCAAUACAGUCACUAUUUUGUUCGCUUGGAAGAAGGAAAACCACCACAAGAUUAUUAUAAGAGAAACCCACUUACUCCUCAACAACAAUUAGAGAAGUGGAUGGAAUCAAUGCGGAAAAGGAAAAUUACCAAUUCUUACUAAUUUCAUAGAUUACUUUAAUUUAAUUAGUACUUUUAUGAUGGCUAUUGGCAGAUAGGGUAGCAAUAACAAAUUUGUGAUGCGAUGCUUUGUUACCUAAAUAGUAAAAAUAAUAUGAUAUAUUAUUUUAGAAAUUAGUCAGUAAAAUAAAUUAAAAAAAAUACAAAAUUCAAAUGUAGUAUAAAAUAUGUUUAUUUAAUUUUUUAUCCUGCAAUUGUAUAAUAAAAUAUUGUAAAAAGGCUCAUAGGCAUAAAAAUAAAUUUAAGAUCAUAUUGUGAAUACAUGUUUCUUAGAGUAUUUCACUUAAAUCUAUAAGUACUGGCAAAUUGCUAUUUACAGAAAAUGCAAAUAGCAAUAAAAAUCAUACACUUAAUGAGGUUCGAGUUUCUGGUUUUUUAGGUACAUAACCAUAUAAGAAAAUUGAUCCAAUUACAAAUAUAGUACCUAAAGCAAACUGUACAGUCAACUGAAAGUCGAAAAUAUAUAUAGAAACUAUA